Molecule: messenger RNA, 1557 nt
Organism: Microplitis demolitor
Lineage: Eukaryota; Metazoa; Arthropoda; Insecta; Hymenoptera; Braconidae
Product: probable serine/threonine-protein kinase DDB_G0280133
Exons: 4
Coding region: 406-1455 (349 amino acids)
Source: RefSeq, a predicted model, not a curated record
AGCAGUUGGUACUGGAAUUUUAGAGUUAGUGCGUCUAAGUGCGUUUUCUCGUGUCUUAUCCGUUAUAUUCAACAUCUUAAACUACAAAUAAAUUUAAACAACAACAAUUCAAUCUGGAAUAUAAAUAAUUAGUAAAUACAGUAAUUAAAAAUAUAAAAAAAGAAUUUUAAGUAAAAAAAAAAAAGGCGAAAAUGAGGGAAUGGUCUCGUGUAUCAUCGGUUUUAAUAUGGACUACAUAUUUAAGUGAUAAAUAAAUUAAACUAUCGAAUGGAAUGAGAGUUGGUACAGUAUUGAUAAAAAUACCAUGAUGACGUACUAGCAAUAAUAAUAAUAACAAUAAUAAUAAUAAGUGAUUGAGUUGUUUAGUAUUAGUGAUCUCUCAUAAACUUUUAUCAGCAUUGACUGAUGCAUUUUUGGAUCAAUAAACCAGCGGGCAGGUCCCGUGCGAUUGGUGGUGGGUGCAGAAGAUAUCACGCUGCAACAGCAGCUAUUUCUGCAUCUUCAUUACAAGCAUCUAUACCGUUAUUGAAAACACAUUGUGGCAGAAGCAGUUCUAGAAGAACCGGAAAUAGUUCGAUGGUAUCACCGAAUCGAUUGCAUGCUAAUUGGACAAACACCAGGAGCUGUGAUGGGACAUUGAACCGCAGUGCUGGUGCUGUUGCUUAUCAACCGAGAGAUGCUGAUACCAGGCGCAAUAACAACAACAACAACAACAACGUACACGAGUCUACGCGUCAUCAUGGACAGCAGCCUAACGGCAUCGCCAACAAUGUAACAAAUAACGCACAUGUCCGUCGUGUACUUCCAAAUGAUCCAGCAAUAAAUCGAGGAAUAAUCGAAAUAUCCGAAAUAAGUAGCGCUGAGUUGGCUGGCUACCGACUGCGUUGUGGUGUUUGGAUAACGUUUAUCCUGGCAACUGGAUUUGUUACCAUAGCUAAAUUUUAUUUCAAUCAUAGGUUAAAAAAUAAUAUAUUCCAGCCUGACAAGGGUCUUGACGUAUUUAUAUUCUGCGGUCUUCUGGUGGCUCUUAUGAUCUCUGGCUGCUUUUACUCGACUCUCUUCCGUCGCAAUCGCAACGAUCAUCAUUAUCACGUGCCUGAGAUAUCAAUCGCGACAGUAACUACGGACGUAACUAAUGAAGCUAAUCAUCAGCAAAGUGGAACUGCUGAUAAUCCGUUACCAAUGAAUUCACUGUCGUCGCCGUCAACUCAAUCGAAUCAGCAUAUAGAUCAGCACCAACACCAGCAUCAGCAUCAACACCAACAUCAGCACCAGCAUCAACAUCAACAUCAUCAUCAACACCAGCAGCAGUUAAUUUCCUCUUCAAUGCUGUUCCCCUCGACUCCAUCGUUACCUUCACCCUCACCACCACCUUAUCAUAUUGCUAUUCUGAUACCACCGAACUCGCAAUACGACGAAGCACCGCCACCCUCUUAUGAAAAGGCUACAAGAUAAAAUGUAAAUAAAUAAAAUAAAUGUUAUAAUAAUAAUUUAUACGCAGAAGCGAUAAGUCAAUAAUAAUAAGAAUAAUUAUAAUUAAUAUAAUGUAUAUUACAA